AUGAACAGCAAUCAACAUACAUUAUGUCAUCUAAAUUAGGCAAGCCGACUUAUCAAUAAUAAUGAUUUAAGGAAGCUUCAAUACUCAAAACAAUUAAAAAUAUGUUGUCCUUAGGUUAUAAAUUCCAAAGAUGAAGGAUUACCAAGAUCACUAAAUUUAGACUUACUAUCCUAAUUAGCCUCUUACAAAAUUGCAGAUUUUAUCUCGAAUAAACUCUAAUAAAUUUGUCCACACAUGGUAGGUAUUGUGUUCUAUUUGGAAUUGAUUUAAGAAUGUUAGUCAUAUAAAUCGAGAGUGGUCAGUUUAGUGAUGCAUGGCUUCCUAAUUUUCAAUUUAGCAAUACCUAAUAAUAAAUGA
Messenger RNA from Paramecium tetraurelia, 357 nucleotides. RefSeq lists its product as uncharacterized. The transcript is spliced from 2 exons. The record is from RefSeq and is a predicted model, not a curated record. Lineage: Eukaryota; Ciliophora; Oligohymenophorea; Peniculida; Parameciidae.